UUUUUUUUGUAUAAUUUUACGAUGUAAAAACAAAAAAAGCAGCAUUAAACAAAUUGUUAAUAUUUUUCAGUAUCGAUAUGCAACAGGACUCGAUUAUUUAUUGUUAUUUGUUGGCGUAUUAAGUGGAUUAGCUCAUGGAAUUCUAAAUGGCACAGGGCAGCUUAUUUUCCGCGACUUAUCCGACGUUUUAAUUAAAGGACAAAUUAUGUGGGAAUUAGGAUUGUUCAAUUAUGAUGAAUUUUUUAUUGGUGCAAUGAAGGCAAUCUAUGCUUAUAUUAUAUAUGGCCUAUUAAUAUUUAUUCUUAUGUUAUCAUGGAAUAUUCUAAGUGAACGCCAGACCUACCAAAUCAAAAAACAUUAUUUUUUGGCUGUUUUGCGGCAAAAUAUGGCAUGGUUUGAUGAGAAUGAAUCUGGUGAUCUAAUCAACAAGAUGACAAAUGGUGCGGAUCGUGUACGAGACGGUUUAGGUGAAAAAUUAGGACUCACUUUUAUAUAUUUGGCGAAUUUUAUUUCUGGCAUUGUUGUUUUCAUAAAUAGAAGCGCAAAGAAUGAAAUGGCUGCAAGCGGAAGUGUUGGAGCGAUUGCUGAAGAAGUCAUCUCAGGAAUUAGAACGAUAAUCGCAUUCAACGGGCAGGAAAACGAAAUCGAAAGGUGCUUCUUUGACCGAUGCUUGGUUAACCAUUGUCAUUUUUCAUGGAAAACCUAUAAUAAUUUGUUUGGAACAAAAAUUUAUAUAAAUAAUGAAAUAUCACCUGGCACGAUUUUUGCAACAUUUUGGGCAAUUUUAAGCGGAACAAUAGCUUUGGGAGUUUGCAGUUCGCAAUUAUCAAUCGUUCUUAGUGCACGAGCUAUAGCAUCAUCUCUGUUUGAAAUUAUUGAUAGAAUUUCUCCUGGUCAAUCUAUAGCGUUGGUUGGGCACAGCGGUUGUGGAAAAAGCACCAUUCUUCAGUUGCUGCUGCGGUUCUAUGAUCCAGAUAGCGGCUCAAUAACAUUCGAUGGAUUACCAACUAAGGAUCUAAAUUUGCGAUGGUUACGAGAAAUAAUUGGUGUUGUCGCUCAGGAACCAAUACUUUUUGAGGCAACGAUCGAAGAUAAUUUAUGCCGAAAUGUUGGUGCAGAAGAAAUGUUCGAAGCUUGUCGACUAGCUAAUGCACAUCAUUUCAUCGAAAAAUUACCUCAAGGUUAUAAAACAAAAAUCGGAAGCGGUGAGCUUCAGCUAUCUGGCGGUCAAAAACAACGCAUUGCUAUUGCACGAGCACUCUUACGAAAUCCAAAAAUAUUGGUUCUUGAUGAGGCGACUAGUGCACUUGAUAGUGAAAGUGAACAAAUCGUUCAGCAAUCUCUUGAUAAUGCGAUUCAAGGACGUACAGUGAUUACGGUGGCUCAUCGCUUAUCGACAAUACGUAAUUCGGAUCUUAUUCUAGUCCUGGACCACGGGAAAAUUGUUGAAUUCGGUACACACGAAGAACUACUGAAGUUCAAAGGAACAUACUGGAAGCUUGUUGUCGCACAAGAUAUUGAAAAAAUAGUGGAUAGUGAAGUACCAACUGAAAGCGAAGGAUUAUUUGAAAUCAUAUUGUUUGCACGUAAAUUAUGGUUGAUAUUAUCAUUUGCUGCUGUGAUAUCGAUCUUAAGGGGACUCAUUUUUCCUGUUUUCUCUCUUAUUUAUGGUGAUCUUUUCAAGGUUUGCUCUCGAUUUUUUUCUUCCAAUUCGACUAGCUUUAUUCAGCAAUAUUGUAAAACAGGUAUGGCUGCUCAACUUUGCUUUCUUUCAUUUUUGGUUAAUAAAAUUCACCGAAAAUUUAUCGAUAUGUUCAAACAGGAUAGCGAAUAUUUCGAUUCUUCCGAUCAUUCGCCAGGAAAAUUAAUAACUCGACUAUCGACUGAUGCAUCGAAUAUACGAGCAGCGAUAGAUCAGAGGCUUUCUGAUGCAAUACAAGGUAUUGCAGGAGUCAUAUAUGGCGUUAUAAUUGCUUUCACUUAUAGUAUCACUAUGGCUCCAAUUGGACUAUUAACUUCAACUGGAUUAAUUAUUUUGCAAAAUAUAAUAUCGCAAAUUGUGAAAAAAAGAUUACAGCAAGAUUCAUUGCUAUUGAUAGAACCAUCUAGACUAACAAGCGAAAUAAUUGGCCAUCACAAAACUGUGCAAUAUUUAACUCGCGAACAAUAUUUCUACGAUCUCUAUGAGAAGCAAAUGGAAAAGCCGUAUAAACGAAUAUUAAUACGUGCAUUCAUACAAUCGCCUAUAUUUGCGUUGAGCUCUUCCUUUAUCUUUAUUAAUUUUGCUUGUGCAUAUCGCUAUGGACUUUGGUUAAUAUAUAAAGGAAAUGCAUCGCCAUAUAUUGUUUUCCAAGUGAUCGAAUCGCUAAAUCUAGCAUCGUUGGGUUUAGUGGCCGUAGGCGUAUAUAUGUUCGAAUACUUGCGUGCUCGUGUAAGCGCCAAUAUUAUCUUCAAAAUGCUUCGAGAACAGCCGAAAAUUGAUAGUUUUUCUAAUGGUGGAAAAAUGCUGAGUAUAAGCGGUAAUAUAAAAUUGGACCAAGUUUAUUUCGCUUAUCCAGCAAAUCCUCGACAUUUGGUGAUAAAUCGAUUAAAAUUUGAAGUGCAAAAAGAAAAAACUGUUGCUAUAGUAGGUCAAAGUGGAUGCGGAAAAUCUACGAUUCUUCAACUAUUACAGCGUUUUUAUGAUACAAUUGAUGGUAGAAUUUUAUUUGAUGACAUUGAUUGUCGCGAUAUCAAUCCACAAAAUCUUCGAUCUCAAAUCGCUAUCGUUAGCCAAGAACCCGUAUUAUUCAAUCUGCCUAUUCGUGACAAUAUCGCUUAUAACAUUAAAGACGUGAAGCAAUGGCAAAUUGAAGAAGCAGCAAAAUUAGCAAAUGCACAUAGUUUCAUAUGUGAAAUGCCUGAGGGCUACGAUACUUCGGUUGGUGAGAAAGGAAGUAAGCUGUCUGUUGGCCAGAAACAAAGGAUUGCAAUAGCAAGAGCAAUCAUACGAAAUCCAAAAAUCCUUCUUCUCGAUGAGGCAACAAGUGCUUUGGAUUCAAAAAGCGAAAAGCUCGUGCAAGAAGCUUUAAAUCGUGCCAAAAAAGGUCGAACGUGUAUUGUGAUAGCACAUCGUCUUUCAACAAUUCAAAAUUGUGAAAUGAUUUUUGUUUUGAAGAACGGGCGAAUAGUCGAAUCGGGCAAUCAUCAGCGACUAUUGGCAGCCAAUGGCCUCUAUGCAAAAUUAAUCGAAAAGCAAAAUCUUUAA
Dracunculus medinensis (Guinea worm) is the source of this 3247-nucleotide messenger RNA. NCBI's taxonomy places the organism in Eukaryota, Metazoa, Nematoda, Chromadorea, Rhabditida, Dracunculidae. The record is from the annotation of a GenBank genome assembly.